AUGCGCCAGCCAUCAGGACCUGCCACUGACCUUGAUAAUAGCAGCAUGGCUUCGCCGGGAGGGAAUCGUUUCGUCCGAGACGCACCGGCACUUCCCCCGGGCGCCCCUAGGUCGCAGUCAACAAGCCCCUUCCGUCUAACUAUGCCCGAUAUCACGCCUGGGCAGCUCGCAUUCUCGGCCAUGCAGUUUCUCCCGGUGCCAGUGCUCGUCCUUGACGGCUGGAAAACGGUUGUCCUUGCCAACGCCGCCAUGGGAAGGCUUCUAGGCAUGGCCCCGGAUGGGGAGCAGGAGAUGGACGGCAUGGUCUCCGUCAUGGACCAGCUUCGGGGCCAGUCAUUGUCGCAGGUUGGCAUUGAUUUGGUGCAGGACAAAGUUCCUGUAUGGGUCGACUGGGAACAGUUCCUCGAACAGGUUGCCACCGAGAUUAGUCAUGAGACGGGCAUGGACAGCAGAAGCGGCUCAGAGCACGCGGACGGGGACGCCACCCCGGUCCCGACGGUCGCCGACGGUUAUAUCCACCAGUCAGACAAGACGACUCGACGCGGCUCAUCACCGAACGCCGUCGUCGAGGUCGUCAUAUCACGAAGGGAUAUCACCCGGACUACAUUCGACACCCGUGCCCGCUCAAAGACGGCCGACUUCCACGCCCAUGCUAAAAUGAUUGUCUCGGUUUGGAACAUCAGCGAGAGCCAAACCUUCUUCACUCUGACCUUUACAAAUACCGAUUUGGCACAGACCUCCUUGCCAGCCGGGAGGGAGCUGGUAGUCAGAUCACACCUGGUAGAUGCCGCUGACAGAAAGUGCGCCAUCACUCUGUCUAACCCUCCUUCGCAGGCCUCGAGUCACGGCUCUGCCUCUUCCUCAUUCAUGAUUAGCCCAAGCGCUGUUUCUCUUUCCUCGAGCCCGUUCCCGCCCCUCGGGCCUCCAUCAAAAUCCUCUGUAUCUAGCACUCCUUCGGUGCUGCAAAAGAUUACACUGAUGAAAGACACGUUGCUCGACAGCACGCAGACUCCAAUUCUAGCAAUGUGGAAAGACGGAAGUGUCACUCUUCCGAAUCGAGCCGCCCGCAAUCUGUUCAGCAAGUCCCCCGAGUCUGACAAGGUGUUGGAUGGCUUUGAACUCCUUCCAUCCUGGGCUCUUUGGACCGAAGACUUUAGCAGGCAGCUCGACCCAAGCGAGUACCCCAUUUCUGUUCUCAACCGGACAGAGACGCCCUUCACUGGCCGCCGCAUCGGCAUGCGCGACAGUGACGGACGGAACGCCGUCUAUGAGGCUGAGGGGACAGCGCUCAGGGAUAGCCAAACGGGCGAGUUCCUGGCUGGUGUGGUCACUUGCAGAGACGUGACCUGCAUGACAGAAGAAAUCAGUCGCAUCAAAGCAGCGGAUGAAGAGCGGUUCAAACUCAUAUGUGACACAAUGCCCCAGCUCGUCUGGACGGCUACCCCGGACGGCGCGCAUGAUUUCUUUAACAGCAGGUGGUAUAACUACACUGGACUUUCAGAGGAAGAUUCACUCGGCUUGGGGUGGAAGAAUCCGUUUCAUCCCGACGACAUCCCCGAGGCCCGAAAGAGAUGGAGACAGUCUCUCUUAACUGGUGAACCUUAUAUGACAGAGUACCGGUGCCGUAGCAAAGACGGUAACUACAAGUGGUUUUUGGGCAGGGCUUUACCAUUAAGAAAUAAGCAGACAGGACAAAUCGAGAAGUGGUUCGGAACCUGCACUGACGUUCACGAAAGUAUUGAAAGCAAGCUCGAAGCCAAGAGAAUCCGCCAGCAGCUUCUCAGCGUCAUUGCUCUCUCGCACAUGACAAUGUUCACUAUCGACGUCAAUUAUAAGGUCACCAUGUUAGAAGGCGCCCUAAUCUGGGGUUCGAAUUGCGAAAACAACGGAUCCAGUUGGUACAUCGGGGAAAACGUCUAUGAUGUUUUCAACCGCCUUAACUCACAAUUACCUGAAGGGCAAAUGCCUCCUUUCCUAAUACCUCUCGACUGUAUCCUUUCUGGGAGGGCGACCGAGGAUUUCCAGGAGCACGAGAUGGAGGGACGUUGGUACCGAACCCGUUUCCGGCCCGUUACUGCCAAAAACAGCCGUGUCAAAGAUACAAACGAUACUGUUAUUGAGGGCGUAAUUGGCCUUAUCAUGGAUGUUACAGAGCUGAAGGCCCGAGAAAAGGACAUCCAAGACCAAGUUCUAGAAAAGAGGCAACUAGUAGCCAAUGAAGCGGCUGCCAAAGAAGCCAGCAGACUGAAGAGCCAAUUUCUUGCUAAUAUGUCUCAUGAGAUUCGGACACCGAUUACUGGCGUGAUCGGGAUGGCUGAGUUACUACUCGAUGCGCAGUUAGGAGAAGAACAGCUCGAGAUCACCGAGAAUAUAUAUCGAUCCGGGAACGCCUUGCUGACUGUGAUCAACGACAUCUUGGACCUCUCAAAGGUUGAAUCUGGGCGACUCGAUAUCGAGGAAGUGCAGUUCUCGCUCUCGGUCAUUGUCAGAGAUGUUGGGAAAAUGCUUAGCUUUGCAGCCGAAAGAAAGGACCUCGACUUUCAAGCCGAUAUUGCCUCGGACAUUGAGAGCAAUCUCGUGGUCAUAGGCGACCCUGGCAGGGUGAGACAAAUCAUCACCAACCUGCUCACGAAUAGCAUCAAAUUCACCAACCAGGGUUGCGUCAAGUUUUCCGUCUUGAAGGAGAAAGAGACACCUGACAUUAUAGAGAUCAGGUUUGUCGUCGAGGAUACAGGGAUAGGCAUCGAGGAAGAGGUUCGGAAACGUCUUUUCCAACCCUUUAGUCAAGGCGAUCCAUCCACAGCCAGAAGGUUUGGAGGAACAGGGUUGGGGCUCACCAUAUGCAAAAACCUCCUGGACCUGAUGAAGGGGAGGAUGACUAUGGAAUCGACAAUAGGGACCGGGACCACGGCGACAUUCUGGGUACCUUUCAACAAACCUCAUGGGUCUCAGUCCGCAGGCUUGGUUCGAAUAGGACCACUACCCGACAGACUACAAUCUGAGAUGAGCGUGUCUUGCAAUAGCUCCGAGUAUGAGCAGAUGCUAGGUCCCGCGGAGCAAGGAGCAAGGUUGCCGGAAAAAGGAAGGUCGUCCUGGAGGCAUUUAUCUAUUAGCUCCUCGGCGACAGGGACACAGGAGGAGGAUCUCUCGGCAUCCGAGCGGGCCAACAUCCAGGUCUUGGUGGUCGAGGACAAUGCAAUCAACCAGCAGAUUGCCAUCAAGACCAUUAGGAAACUGGGAUUUCAAGUUACCGCGGUGUGGAAUGGCAAGGAGGCCCUCGAGUAUCUCGUUGCGGCUGAAGAAGGGAUACAAGCGAAGCCGAACAUCAUCCUCAUGGACGUCCAAAUGCCGGUUAUUGAUGGUUACAAAUGUACACAUCUCUUACGACACCACCUCCCAUAUAAGGCCUUUGUCAGCGCUGUCCCGAUUGUUGCCAUGACGGCCUCGGCGAUCCAAGGAGACAAGGAGAAAUGUAAACGGGCAGGAAUGGACGACUACUUGGCAAAGCCCGUCAAGAAUAAAACGCUGGAGCGCAUGCUGGUGAGGUGGAGCAGGCGGAAGAGGGCAGACACGCCGCCAAUAAGCGGCCCGAGCAGUAUCUCAGACUGCGCUGAGACGGGUGAGAGUUGCGAUAACACCGAAAUACCCGGGGUUGGCCACGAAGAUGCAUUGACGCCCGUCAUGACCGGGGACUACAAUGGACUGGACGACAAGCAUAGCGUCGACACUCCACGUCCCCUCGCACUCAAUGACGCUACCGACCAUUACCCCUUCCCCGGCAACUACGCCAUGCCACCGCCGCCACCGACACCGCCACCAUCGACAAUGUCACCUUCUGAGUCCAAGCCCACUUCGGACUGCCAGGUGGAAGCCGACUUGCUGCAGCCCAUCCGCCGCAUCGUAACGGACGAGCGGGCCAUGAAUAGCCGCGAUGAUAAAUUGAUCGAUGUCGCAAGCUGUGGUGGCGCAUCGACGCACUCGAUGACCUCGCCUUUGUUGUCAACCGGCGAGGCGCUGACAGUGGAGAAUAUCGGCCGACUGGAGAAAGAAUCCUCGAGGAUCUCCUCGUCCAAAUACCCUUGA
Lasiosphaeria miniovina is the source of this 4083-nucleotide messenger RNA. RefSeq names its product hsp90-like protein. Bases 1 to 4083 code for a protein of 1360 amino acids. Gene Ontology annotation, biological process: protein autophosphorylation; phosphorelay signal transduction system. Gene Ontology annotation, molecular function: phosphorelay sensor kinase activity; histidine phosphotransfer kinase activity; protein binding. The record is from RefSeq and is a predicted model, not a curated record. Gene Ontology annotation, cellular component: plasma membrane. The transcript has 4 exons. Lineage: Eukaryota; Fungi; Ascomycota; Sordariomycetes; Sordariales; Lasiosphaeriaceae.